Molecule: messenger RNA, 1712 nt
Organism: Setaria italica (foxtail millet)
Lineage: Eukaryota; Viridiplantae; Streptophyta; Magnoliopsida; Poales; Poaceae
Product: proline transporter 1-like
Cellular component (GO): plasma membrane
Source: RefSeq, a predicted model, not a curated record
GCAGAGUGUUAGGCCAUGUCCCUCUCCCUCCUGGAGGCUCAUCUGGAAGGAGGUGACAAGAAGAGAGAAGCAAUGGCUAGUUCGUCCAUGGACACUGAAGCUGCAGGACAGGAGCUCAAGGGCAGUGACUACACCGUCUCAGCUACUGCUCAUGCAGUAGAUUCAGACUCGUGGCAGCAGGUGGGGCUGCUGCUGGUGAUCGGCUUCAACUGCGCCUACGUGCUGAGCUUCUCCAACCUCAUGAUGGCGCCGCUGGGCUGGGGCUGGGGCGUCGCCUGCCUGCUGCUCGUCGGCGCCGCCGCCUGGUACGCCAACUGGCUCCUCGCCGGCCUCCAUUUCGUCGACGGCCAGAGGUUCAUCCGGUACAGGGACCUCAUGGGCUUCGUCUUCGGGAGGAAAAUGUACUACAUCACUUAUUUCCUGCAGUUCGCCACUCUGCUUCUCUGCAACAUGGGCUUCAUUUUACUAGGUGCAAGAGCACUCAAGGCAAUCAACGUGGAGUUCACCCACUCCCCUGCCAGGCUCCAGUGGUUCAUCACCGCGACCGGGAUCAUCUACUUCGCCUUCGCCUACUUCGUGCCGACGAUUUCUGCCAUGAGGAACUGGCUCGCCACGUCGGCGGCGCUGACGUUAGCAUACGACGUCGCUCUGCUCGCCAUCCUAAUCAGAGAUGGUAAAUCCAACAACAACAGAAGAUUCAGCGUCCAUGGCAGCCCAUCCGAGAAGGUGUUCAACGCGCUGGGCGUCGCCGCCAUCCUCGUCUGCAACACUCCGGGCUUGCUCCCGGAGAUACAGUCGACGGUGCGGGAGCCGUCGGUGCGCGGGAUGCGGCGGGCGCUGCUGCUGCAGUACACCGCCGGCGCCGCCGGGUACUACGGCAUCAGCGUGGCGGGGUACUGGGCGUACGGGUCGGCGGUGUCCGAGUACCUCCCCAACCAGCUCGGCGGGCCGCGGUGGGCCGUCGUGCUCAUCAACGCCGCCGCCUUCCUGCAGAGCGUCGUCUCCCAACACCUGUUCGUGGUGCCGAUCCACGAGGCGAUGGACACGCAGCUGCAGCGGCUGGACGAGGGCAUGUUCUCCCGGUACAACCUGACGCGCCGCUUCUUCGCGCGGGGGCUCAUCUUCGGCUUCAACGUCUUCGUCACCGCGCUGUUCCCGUUCAUGGGGGACUUCGUCAACCUCGUCGGCUCCUUCUCCCUCGUCCCGCUCACCUUCAUGUUCCCCAGCAUGGUCAUCCUCAAGAUCAAGGGGAAGAGUGGUGGGAGAUGGAGCAGGCUUUGGCAUUGGGGCGUCAUCGUUUUCUCCACGCUUCUCUGCGUCGCUACCACCGCCUCCGCAGUUCGUUUGAUCUUCAACAAUGCCAGGAUCUACCGCUUCUUCGCCGACACAUGAUACUUCACGUACCUCUAAUUCUUCUAAAUAUAAAUGGCAUAGAUGAACAAUGCGACGGUGAGUUUGUAAAGUUAGAAUUGUGCAUUGAUUUUCUGAUUUUGCGAAGAAUAUAAUAUGACGUGUUGAAACAUGUCGUCAUAAAUCAUAAUCCUAAAAUCAUAUCAUGUUUGUUUUACUAUUAGAGUAUAUAGGAUAAUGAUCCAAUGAAUCAGGUUGUAUUGUAUAAUACGAUUAGUUCUAUCUUUAUCUUUAAGGUUGCUUGAGAUAAAAAAAGACAAUAAAUUUCUUUCGGGUUUAAUACAAAUCAACAAUAUAUGAUG